AUGGAAGAAAAUGAGAUGACGAAAGUGUUCUUAAAGACUCUUGAUACUUUUUAUUACGAGAGGAUGAUUGCAAGCGCUCCUAGAGACUUUACUGACAUGGUAAACAUGGGAGUCCGUUUAGAGGAAGCAGUUCGAGAAGGGCGUCUAGUCAGAGAAGGAAGUUCAUCUUCAAGCGGGGCAAAGAGGUACGGCGGUUUUAUGAAAAAGAAGGAACAAGAAACUAAUGUUGUGUCCUAUAAUCAUCCAAGAAGGAUCAAUUAUCCUUACCAUUCCCAACACCAACAUAUAGCAGCCGUGACUCCAGUAAUCACUUCCGCUCCAGUUCAAGUCCAAUACCCUCAGCAGCGUACCAACCGCUUCCAACAGAAUACUCAGUAUCAGCAACAACAUCAAUCUCAACAACAUCAACAUCAGUUACAACAACGUCCACCACAGCAGCAAAGAAGAACCAAUUUUGAUCCAAUUCCAAUGUCAUAUGCAGAAUUGUAUCCAGCUUUGAUCACUAAAAACCUUGUGCAACCACGACCACGACCUCUUGUACCAGAAGUGCUACCUUGGUGGUACAAGCCAGAGGUAUCUUGUCCCUUUCAUCAGAAUGCUCCAGGUCAUGACUUAGACAACUGUUUUGCUUUAAAGUUGGAAGUACAAAAGUUGACAAGAGCAGGUAUCCUGACCUUCAAGAACAUGGGUCCCAAUGUGAAGGACAAUCCAAUGCCAAGUCAUGGUCCUUCAUCAGUGAACAAUAUAGAAGUUUGUCUCAAUGAACAACGUGUUACGAAGAUAGAGGAGAUUCGGCGGUCUUUGGUUGAAAUUCAUUCUGUUUUAUGUGCUCAUGGUCUCUUCCAACAUGACCACCAGAUCUGUGGUACAUGUUCAGUCAAUUCAAGAGGUUGUAGAAAGAUUCAAGAUGAUUUGCAAGGCGUCCUUGAUCAGGGUUUGAUUCAGAUUUCUAGACAAGUGAGUUCUCCAAAAUCACAAGAACAAGAGGUGAAUGUCAUCAUUCCUUGCUUCAACAUUCCAGAGAAAGUAGAGAUAGCUUAUCAUCCGAGGGAGCCAGUGGUGAUUUGCCCUCCGGGCCCAAUGCCUUACACUUCAGAUAAAGCGGUCCCCUACCGCUAUGCAGUAACUAUUAUUGAGAACGGUAAAGAGGUCGAGAUUAAAACCUUAGCCUCAGUUACCAAUAUCCCAGCAAAUAGCCGAAUGACGCGCAGUGGCCGCGUGUUCGCUCCGCCGGUUAUCCCAAAUAGAAAUGUUGAGAAAGAUCCAGUAGUCGUGGUACCAGUGACAAGAGAAGCAGAAGGGCAAACAAGCAAUUCAACCCUUGAUAAAGAAACAGAUGAACUACUUAGAAUUAUCAAGCUCAGUGACUACAAAGUGGUAGAUCAGUUGCUACAGACACCGUCAAAAAUCUCGAUCUUGUCCUUAUUAUUGAAUUCAGCUGUCCACAGAGAAGCACUACUGAAGGUGCUUGAUCAAGCCUUUGUAGAACAGGAUAUAACAGCAGAGCAGUUCAACAAUGUUGUAGGCAGCAUCACUUCGUGCAAUGGCUUAGGCUUUUGUGAUGAAGAACUGCCAGAAGAAGGAAAGAAUCACAACUUCGCUCUCCAUAUCUCAGCCAAUUGUCAAGGGGAUUCUUUGUCUAAUAUCCUAAUUGACACCGGUUCAUCUCUGAAUGUCAUGCCCAAGUCUACCUUGGUGAAGCUAAAGUACAAAGGGGGGCAAAUGCGGCACAGUGGAAUUAUUGUGAAAGCGUUCGAUGGAUCAAGAAAAUCAGUCAUUGGAGAAGUUGAUUUGCCUAUUGGUAUUGGACCACAUGUAUUCCAGAUCACUUUCCAGGUUAUGGAUAUAGUGCCAGCUUAUAGCUGUCUACUCGGACGCCCAUGGAUUCAUGAGGCGGGUGCCAUUACAUCCACGUUACAUCAGAAGUUAAAAAUUUUCAAGAAUGGGCAAAUAGUAACGGUUAAUGGGGAGCAAGCUAUGCUGAUUAGCCACCUUUCAUCGUUUAGUGUGAUAGAAGCAGACGAAAUGGCUGUUCAAACUCCAUUUCAGGCCCUGACCAUCGAUGAUUACAAGAAAAGUGAAGGUUCAAUCGCGUCAUUCAAAGACGCCCAGCAGAUUGUCAAGACAGGUCCUACAGAAAUGUGGGGCAAGGUGAUAGAGUUGCCAGAAAACGUUAACCAUGCAGGAUUAGGCUUUGUUGAUGGAAAACAAGUGCAGACUUCAGUGGUGCGACCUUUCAAAGAUAUCUUUCACAGCGGUGGGUUUAUCAACAUGGUAGCAGUUGAGGAGGAUACUUUUGAGGGAAAGACAGAAGACGAAGGCCCCAGAUUUGUGACACCAGGAGUAGUUAUGAAGAACUAG
Lathyrus oleraceus (garden pea) is the source of this 2361-nucleotide messenger RNA. RefSeq lists its product as uncharacterized. Gene Ontology annotation, molecular function: aspartic-type endopeptidase activity. The record is from RefSeq and is a predicted model, not a curated record. Bases 1 to 2361 code for a protein of 786 amino acids. Gene Ontology annotation, biological process: proteolysis. Lineage: Eukaryota; Viridiplantae; Streptophyta; Magnoliopsida; Fabales; Fabaceae. The transcript has a single exon.